This is a messenger RNA of Mucor velutinosus, 420 nucleotides long. RefSeq lists its product as uncharacterized. Lineage: Eukaryota; Fungi; Mucoromycota; Mucoromycetes; Mucorales; Mucoraceae. The record is from RefSeq and is a predicted model, not a curated record. Gene Ontology annotation, cellular component: mitochondrial inner membrane. The coding region runs from base 1 to 420 and encodes 139 amino acids. Gene Ontology annotation, biological process: mitochondrial electron transport, cytochrome c to oxygen. The transcript has 2 exons.
AUGCUUCGUGCUGCUUUUACUGGUGCUGUUUCCCGUGUUGCUGUCCGUUCAGCUGCUCCUGCUGCUCGUCCCAUGGCCAUUGCUAUGGGUAAGCGUUUUUAUUCCGCCGGUCAUGAGGAUGAGAGCUUCGAAUCUUUCACUGAACGUUAUGUCAAGUUUUUCGAUGGUGUAGAGGAUCUUUUCGAACUUCAACGUGGUUUGAACAAUGCCUUUGCUUACGAUCUUGUUCCCGCUCCUUCUGUUAUUGAAGCUGCCCUCAAGGCCUCUCGUCGUGUCGAUGAUUUCGCCACUGCCGUCCGUGUCUUUGAAGGUCUCAAGGAUAAGGUCGAAAACGACAAGCAAUACAAGGAAUAUCUUGAUGAAUUGGCACCCAUUAGAAGUGAAUUGGGUAUCUUGACCAAGGAAGAAUUGAGCCAGUAA